Messenger RNA from Fomitiporia mediterranea MF3/22, 510 nucleotides. RefSeq lists its product as uncharacterized. Bases 1 to 510 code for a protein of 169 amino acids. Lineage: Eukaryota; Fungi; Basidiomycota; Agaricomycetes; Hymenochaetales; Hymenochaetaceae. The record is from RefSeq and is a predicted model, not a curated record. The transcript has 8 exons.
AUGUCUUCCUCUGACAGUGAUGGGCCAUCGCUAGGGCUAGACGGCCUGUACGACUUUGGCUAUUGUGAUGCAUUUGUGGCUGCUACUUCGGUCGUGUGCCAGACCGGAACCCGAGAAAAAUGGACUCCUGGCGAAACACCACAAAGAGCUGUUAUAUACAUGUGCAAUAGGCUUCAAUAUGCGACACUUGAAAGAUUGGAAACAGGCAUGCGAGCAGUACUCAUCUUCACAGGCUUAGUAUCGAUCGUUACACUUGGGUUGGAAGUGUCUAUUGUAAUAGAUAUCUACAAGAAACGCAAGUUCUUGGAACAAAGGAUUGGGCAUUGGUAUACUUCCUUGUUGCGGGUGAUCCUGUUUAGCAUGUACCGCAUUGUGUCACUUAGCUUAAACUUACAAAUGAUCAACCAUACGGACGAAAAAUUACUUAUUGGCAUUUCGCGUAACAACGUGUUCGAUGGUGUCAUUGACUUCGUGCAGGCUGCAAUUUUCUUGACUCAAGUCUUGUUAUAG